AUGAUUUCAAAGGUUAGGAGGGUGAUAUUUUUCUCCGCGGAUAUUUUGAUUGCGGGGUCGGAAACAAUAAGCGAGGUAGUGUUAGGGGCGGUCGGAGGGCGGAGUGCCGGCGAGAGGGUCGCCGCCACCCUCCGCCGCGUAAAUAAGAGGCGCGGGCGGUGCACGCGCCACUCGCACUCCACCUGCUGGCCAGGCGCCAGCACCUGUCCGCUGACUCGGCCACUGGGGCUGUCCAUGAGGACGCUGGCGCGGCGCGGCCUCAGCGCCGGCGCUGCCUCCGCCGCCUUCUCGGCAGACCACCUGCGGCGCGCGCUGCACCGCUCGCUCCUCGCAUCCAACAACGUGCACGUGGAGCUGGAUGGCAGCGGGCGGCUGUGCGGGCGGGGCGGCGCGGCCAAGGGCGCGGGCGGGGCGGCGGGGGCGGAAGGGGCGGAGGGGGCGGCGGGGGCGCCCGAGGCGGCGGUGAGCGCGCGCCUCGCGCCCGCCGCCCCCGCCGCCGCGCUGCUCCUCUGCGCGUCCACGGCUGCCCCCGCAGGCUCCUUCCUGCGCCUGCGUCUGCAAGCCGAUGUUGCACCCCUGCAGGAACUGCAACUGUGGUUCGACGAGGCCACGCUCGCCCUACUCGACAUGCCCGUCCUGUCUCUCCACAACAUUCAAGGAAAGAAGAAUUACGUUUGCCACGAGUGCGGCUCAGAAUUCGAGCAGCCGAAUCCGCUCAAGGUGCACCUGUUCCUCUGUUGUCGGGAGUACUCUCCCGCUGCCUUCUGGGAGUGCUGCUGCGAACGACUCAAGCGGCCAAUAGUCCCUAGGAGCUCGGCGUUCCAGCCGUACCACAAAGGCUCGGCAGUGGCCGCAGCGUGGCCGCUGCUGACGCUGCCGGCAGCUGAGCACGCGGCCGUCGAGGCCCUGGCGGCCGCUUGGGGGCGCGCGCGUGGAGCCCACGCCUGCCUCUACUGCGGCAAGCUGUACUCGCGCAAGUACGGCCUCAAGAUACACAUUCGGACGCACACUGGCUACAAGCCGCUGCGCUGCCGCUAUUGCCUGCGCGCCUUCGGCGACCCCUCCAACCUCAACAAGCACGUGCGCCUGCACGCCUCCCGCGCCCUCUCCACCUCCCCCUCCGGCGCCGUCGCCCCCUCCGCGCCCCACGCCUGCCCGCACUGCGCCAAGCCGCUGGCCCGCAGGCGCGACCUCGAGCGCCACCUUCGAGCGCGGCACGCCCACCCCCCGCAACCCUCCCACUCGCCACCGGCCUCC
Messenger RNA from Iphiclides podalirius (scarce swallowtail), 1257 nucleotides. The record is from the annotation of a GenBank genome assembly. Lineage: Eukaryota; Metazoa; Arthropoda; Insecta; Lepidoptera; Papilionidae.